Messenger RNA from Miscanthus lutarioriparius, 2886 nucleotides. The record is from the annotation of a GenBank genome assembly. NCBI's taxonomy places the organism in Eukaryota, Viridiplantae, Streptophyta, Magnoliopsida, Poales, Poaceae.
AUGGUGGAAGUGAUGGCGAGCGUCGCCGCCACCAGUGUGAUGGGCUCCGUCAUCGGCAAGCUGGCCGCCAUGCUCAACGAGAAGUACAAGCUCGCCAAAGACGUCGAGCGCGGGAUCCACUUCCUGCAUAAGGAGCUGAGCAGCAUGGAUGCUGUUCUGCAGAUGCUCGACGAGAAGGACGACGACCAGAUCGAUCCACGAGCCAAGGACUGGAGGAGCAAGGUACGUGAGCUGUCCUACGACAUUGAGGAUUGCAUCGACCGUUUCAUGCUCAACCACAGCCAGGGAGGUUCCAAGGCCAACUUUGUGCGCAAGGCCAUGCGAAAGGUGAAGACACUGUUCAAGGACGGAGGAAUAGCAGAGGAGAUCCGAGAACUCAAGAGCCUCGUCAGUGAGCAGAGCGAGCGGGGGAAACGCUACUGUGACAUCAAUCAGUGUCUCACCGCCUCAGCACAGCCGGUGCUCUUGGAUCCUCGCGCACCUGCACUCUUUCAGGAGGCCAGCGAUCUUGUGGGAAUAGAUGCUCCUCGUGAGGAGAUCAUCAGGUUAUUGAAAUGUGAAGAGAAGCAGCACAAAGUGGUGUCCAUCUAUGGGAUCGGUGGACAGGGGAAGACCACCCUCGCCAUGGAGGUGUACCACAAAAUUACUGAAGUAUUUGAUUGUCGGGCUUUCGUGUCUGUAUCACAAACUCCAGACACGAAGAGGCUUCUGAGAGAUAUAUUGUCUCAAAUAAGCAAGAGCGAUUUUGACCGGUCAGACAGGUUGGAGACAGAUCAGCAGCUGAUACGCACACUGAGGGAAUGCUUAAAGGACAAAAGGUAUUUCAUCCUGAUUGAUGAUAUCUGGAAUGAAUCAGCAUGGAAUGAUGUACUAUGUGCCUUACCUCGCAAUGACAAUGGAAGCAGAAUUAUUACUACAACACGCAGUAAAGCAGUAGCCAACAAAUGUUGUAAUGGUAUUGCCGCACAAAUGUAUGAAGCCAAGCCACUUAGUGAUGAGGACUCUCAGAGAUUAUUCUUUACGAGGCUAUUUUUCUCCGGUGAUGAUUGUCACCCAGAUUUGAGAAAAGUAUCCGAUGAUAUUUUGAAGAAAUGUUGCGGCUUACCAUUAGCCAUAAUCAGUAUAGCUGGUUUAUUAGCAAACAGAAGCAAAACAGUGGAAGUCUGGAGCAAUGUAUUGAGAUCUAUUGCUGCUGCAGUUGACAAAGAUUCUCCCAUUGAUAAGAUGAAAAGAAUUCUGCUACUGAGUUACUUUGACCUUCCUCACGAUCUAAAGAGUUGUUUGCUAUAUCUCAGUGUGUUUCCAGAGGAUUAUUCCAUUGAUUGCCGCCAGUUGAUAUUGCUAUGGGUAGCCGAAGGACUGAUUCCUGGACAAGAUAGAGAAACUAUGGAGCAGCGUGGGAGAAGUUACUUGAAUGAGCUGAUCAAUAGAAGCUUGGUCCAGCCAACCAAGGUUGGGGCAGAUGGCACAACCGUGAAACAGUGCCGAGUUCAUGAUGUCAUACUUGAGUUCAUUGUGUCAAAGGCUGUAGAGGACAACUUUGUUACCAUAUGGAAUGGUAAUGGUUUUUCUAAAAAUUAUUCUUCGAACAAGAUUCGCCGUUUAUCCAUCCAGAAAGACAUUUCUGCCCGGGCGGAAGAGAUUGCCAAGACCAUAAAAAAUGCAGCUCAUAUUCGAUCAAUUAAUAUCUUUGGUUUUAAUUCAGUGCUGGUCCAUAAGCAUGCCUCUGAGUUCUUAAACAGCCAAGUCUUGCGAGUGCUGAAUAUAGAAAGUCAGGUUGUUGGAUGUAAUCUUGGACAUGUCAAAAGUUUUGGUCAAUUGAAGUACUUGAGGGCAGGCCAUCAAUUUGUCGGAGUCCCCAAGCUUCCAGAAGAUAUAGAAAAGCUGCAACAUCUAGAGACACUAGAUUUGAGAGAGUCCGAUCUUGAAAACCUACCAGCAAGUAUUAUGCUGUUGCAGAAGCUAGUGCGUGUUUUUGUCGGUGACUCAGUGCACCUGCCCGAUGAAAUCCGAAAUCUGCAGGUGUUGGAAGAGCUAUCAAUGAUCAAUUUGGGUAUUCAAUCUGUAGAGUUUAUCCAAGGACUCGGUGAUCUGACCUAUCUGAAAGUACUUGAAAUUGAUUGGCCAUGCUCUACUGAACUACGUGAUAUGAAGGAUCACAAGGAAGCAUGUAUCUCAACGGUCUCCAGGCUGCUCAGGCACCUGCGAGAACUACGCGUGUGGGAUAGGGAUCCUGAUGCCACAUGUUCAUUCAUGGCUUCGUGUGUCCCUACUCCACCACCACUUCAAAAGCUUAUUCUUAAUACAAUUAACUUAAAUAGGGUGGGCCCUCUAAUUAGCUCACUAGUCAACCUGUCUCGCCUCUGCAUUGGUGUUUAUGGUGAAGCAGGCGAGGAAGGAAUAAAUAUCCUAGCAAGUUUACCCAUGCUGCUCUCUCUUACUGUUGGCUUAUCCAAUGACCAAGAUGGAGAUUCAGGCAUCCUCUAUGCAAGGCAUGCAAUCAGCAGACAAGGAUUCCAGCGUUUGGUCAAGUUUAAUUUACGCAGUUACAACAACCGUGAGAUGGCAUUGGAGUUUGAGCCGGGAGCCAUGCCAAAGCUCCAAAGGCUCAAGCUGCGACUGCUGGCACGGUGCCAGUUCAAGUUUGGGGAAGGUGGCCUCGUCCUCGGGCUGCAGAAUCUGGGACUCGGCCUCAAACAUGUGGCUGUCCAUGUUGACUGCUCUGCUGCUGUUGCUGACGAGGUGGAGGCUUUGGAGGAUGACAUCAGGGGCGUAGCAGCAGUCCAUCCCAACCGUCCCAUACUCCAGAUCCAAAGAAUUCAUCAAGAUUGGAUGGCUCAGGGGUGCAGCAGGCGUCCAUCCGACCAUGCCACAGUAGAAGCCUAA